Messenger RNA from Diabrotica virgifera virgifera (western corn rootworm), 13965 nucleotides. RefSeq names its product YLP motif-containing protein 1 (gene tow). NCBI's taxonomy places the organism in Eukaryota, Metazoa, Arthropoda, Insecta, Coleoptera, Chrysomelidae. Bases 1 to 1071 code for a protein of 356 amino acids. The record is from RefSeq and is a predicted model, not a curated record. The transcript has 6 exons.
AUGCAAUGCAUUACCGCAGAAAAGGCAGAAUCAGAAGAAGAGGAAGGCGUAGAUCCGGAAACAGAGAGUUCCGAAGACAUAGAAGACUGUGAAAAGAGAACAAUAAAAUUUAAGCCUUUUGGCGGACCACUUUUAGCUCAAACGGAAAUUUCUACAAGUCAACAAGACUUUUUCAAGAUGCUGGAUGAUAAAAUUCAAAAUGGUCCAGACUACAACUCCGAAAGCGAGUCUGAAAGGGCUCAGGAGACAGCCCGUCUGAAAGCCCUACUGAAAGAUUGGGAGACUGCAAGCGCUGGCUCUCGAUCCCUUCCAGCCACCCCCAAGAAGAGGCCGCCUGUCCCUCCGGGCGUUGUGGGAGUGAGAUCCGCAGAUUCAACGGCUAGAGAGGUGCCCCUGCCCCCCAUGCCGCCCAUGCCGCCUAUGCCGCCUAGAAUGCCCCCCGACAGAGUUUACGUAUCACAGAUUCCUCCAAGUGUCAUCCAUCAAUCAUACGGAGUUCAGCCUCAGUACCGCCAAGUGACCUACAACAACCCCAACUACGUAACCCAGAGCCCCUCGCACCAAAUGACCUACCCUUCAGCCAUGCAGUACCAAGCCAUUAGUCCCAUGUACUCCAACCAGCCGGCGUACCAACCUCCACCAGUGAGACAGUACCCGAAUUAUGCGCAGCACGCAAGUCCCAUUAAGACUUACAUGAAUAAUUCGGCGAACCACAUACCGUACGACCAGCCGGUAGCCUAUUCGCCUACACACAGAUUGUACGGAGUACCAAUUGGGGCUCAGCCGGUCGUUGGAGGUCAGGCUGGUAUGGUCAAGGAGAAGCCUAGCGAUAUGGGAUACAAACCCUCCUACACCAACGGCGAACUCCUCCAACAGCACAUGUACAGCCAACAGUACCAGCAGUACAAGGAGGCGCGGGAGCAAGUGCUGGCUCAGAACCAGCAGCACCCAGUCGUUUACAGAGGACCACCGAAGAAUUACCAGAGUAGUGUUACGAUUCCAAUAGUAGUGAAAAGUGGGCAGCAAAGCGACGCGAACAUGUUACAUAGAAAACAGUAUGAACUGACGUGAUAUAAUAACUUUUAAGAAAGAUUUUGAGUUUAUAAUAUCUGAUCGUGAUCGAAGAUGAAGAUUUAUUUGUUUAUAAAAAGAGGUUUAAGUUUGAUGAGUUCAUAAAAUGAAAAUGAGAGUAAAAUGAAAAGCAAACGCUAAUUCGCUAGUCUUUUAGAAUAAGGUUAAAUAAAGUUGUGGAUAGCGGAUCUCCUUGUCUUAAUCCGUUCCUUACCGUAAACGACUCUGAUAAGCUUCCUUCUAGGAUCCCCUUAUUUAAUGUUUCUUCUAAGGUGAUUUUCAUUAAUCUAAUGAGUUUGGUAGGUAUUUCUAACAGAUCCAUCGCUUCGUAUAAAUUUUCCCUAUCGAUUGAGUCGUAUGCCUGCUUAAAGUCUAUAAACAUAUUAUGUAAACCUAGAACCUAGAUUUAGUUCGUAGCUAUUGUGCAAUAUUUGUUACAUUGUAAACAUCUGAUCAAUUCUAGAUCUGCCUCUUCUAAACCCUCCCUGGUAUUCCCCUAUUAUUUCAAAUUCAUAUUUUGUUAGUUGGUUUUUUAUUAAUAGGGUCAAUAUUUCCUCUACCUCCUGAUCUGAUGGUUCUUUGAUUUCGGCCUCAUUUUUGUUUUGUUCCGACCCGGUUUGUGCUUGUAUUUCCUCCAUAUUGUUAUCUGAGUUUAGCAGUUCCUCAAAGUAUUCUGCCCACCCUUCUAAUUUUUUUUGGUAAGUUGCCAAUUAGCCUGCCUUCUUUACUUCUGCAGAAGCAUGCGAUUCCGGGACCUGUAGCUUUAUUGACUUUGGUUUCUUGGUAAAAAUUCUUGAUCUUUUUAUUUAUCAUAUGAUUUUCCAUAUCUUGUAACUUAAUUUUCCAGUAUUCUCCUUUACUUUUCUGAAGGUUAGUUUUGCUUUCUUCUUUGCUGAUUCAUAACUCUUCCUCAUUUUGUUCUAUUUAGUAUAUUCAUUUUUGUAUUUUAGCUUUUCUUCUGGUUUCUAAAUCCCUGUUUUCUGUAUCGAACCAAUAUUUACUUUUGCUUUGUUUAUUUUUCCUAUUGUCUUUUCUGUCGCUUCUGUUAUUACCUUCUCUAUUUGUGUCCGGUCAUGGUCAGUAUCUUUAUUUAGAAUUGUGUCUUCUAAUUCUUUUGUUAUUUCUCGUUUUAACAGAUUAUUGACGUUUUUAUCCUUUAGCGUUUUUACAUCAAAACGCUUGGCUGCAUUUAGUUUCUGCUUAGGUUCUUUUGGAAUUUCUGGUUUUAUAGUCGCUACUACCAUAAAAUGACCUCUCCUAACCAAUUUGUUGCACCUAGUCGAGAGAUUUCAAUGUUAUAUCUUGCCAGCUCUCUUUCAAUAAUUGGCAGCUUACUGUGAUUGUUUCUAGCACUUUUCCGUUUGUGGACCAGUAUCUGAAUUUCACACUAUGCCUGAUCACUAACAUUCGCAUGGUCGAUUAUCAAUUUCGCACUCCUUGAUUCGGACUUAAGGUAGUUCCGGUCGUUACCUGGAAUGUGUGACAAUGUCCAAGACAUUCUAUUAGAUGUCACGCAUAAGUUUCUUGGAAAUGAUAAUGCCAUGUAUUCCCCUGCCCAGCUACAUCGCAGGAUCACAACCAUCACAUUAAGAUCUUUCGGUCUAGUUGUGGGAAGCUUAUAUGGGUUAUUAGAUGGAGUACAGGAUUAGGACCUGUUUUCCUCUAGGAGAGGAGCUUAUGAGAGAAACGGUAGCUGGAGUAGGUGCAGGAUUUUCAAGCCCUGAAGUAGUGUGUCCUUUCCUGGGAACUUUAAAAGAGUACUAAGUAAUUUUCUCCAUCAUACGUGCAACCCAGUAACCUCUUAACUAGACAAUAUUCUUUAAUCAUCAUUUCACUUCCGCGAUUUUGUUAAAAUUCGACAGUAUUUUGAAAGUUCAUAGUUUCUAAACGUUAAAAUUGAUUUUUUAUUAGUAGCGCCAUCUAUAUCAAGGCGGGCUUUUACUGGGAAUGUAAUAUUGGUAUUUUAUUAUACCGGGUGUCCCGAAAAGGUUGCCCAUAAAUUAUACCACACAUUCUGGGGUCAAAAAGAGUUCGGUUGAACCUAACUUACUUUAGUACAAAUGUGCACAUAAAAAAAGUUACAGCCCUUUGAAAUUACAAAAUGAAAAUCGAUUUUUUUCAAUAUAUCGAAAACUAUCAUAGAAAAAUUAUACUGGCGUCAAACAGCGACAGCUUGCAUAAAUGGAAAAUCAACAGAAAUAUGCAAAAUACAAAGAGGCGUCAGACAGGGUUGUAUACUGUCCCCACUGUUGUUCAAUUUGUAUUCAGAUAGAAUAUUUAAGGAAGCGCUGCAUAAUUUGGAAUGGGGUGUGAAGGUUAAUGGAAUUCUGAUAAAUACAAUCAGAUAUGCAGACGAUACAGUUAUUUUAAGUGAUGAUAUGAAUGGAUUACAACACCUUUUAAAUGCCAUUGACAGAGUGGGAAGAGAGUUUGGCCUAAAUAUAAACUGUUCAAAAACAAAGUACAUGGUAUUUAGCCGUUUGGCCCAUCAAGAUUCACGGUUAUAUGUUGAUGGUCAUAUGAUUCAAAGAGUACCCAGUUUUAAAUAUCUUGGUUGCCAUAUUACUGAACAACUAGAUCCAGAUAAAGAGAUAAAAUGUAGAAUCGAGAUAGCCCGCACGACAUUUUUAAAAAUGAGGUCAUUCUUCUGUAAUGAUACCUUGCAACUUCAACUUCGAAAGCGCAUGAUUAAAUGCUACAUUUGGUCAGUCCUCUUGUAUGGUGUCGAAGCAUGGACAUUAAAAAUAUCCACCAUUAACCGUUUGGAGGCCUUUGAAAUGUGGCUGCACAGACGUAUUCUAAAAAUACCAUGGACGGCUAUGCUGACAAAUGUGGCAGUCCUUAAGAGAGCAAAUGCUACCCGUGAGCUGCUUGAUAACAUCAAAUAUAGAAAGAAGGCCUAUUUUGGACACGUAGUAAGGGGAGACCGGUAUAAUAUUCUUCAACUUAUUAUGAUGGGUAAAAUCGAAGGACGCAGAGGAAUUGGUAGAAAGCAGGCCUCUUGGUUGAAGAAUAUCCGGGAGUGGACAGGAAUAAAGAAAGCAGAACACCUAUUUAGAAUAGCUCGAGACAGAGACAGUUUCGCCAUGUUAAUCGCCAACGUCAAGGGGACUUGAUAGGGCACGUUAAGAAGAAGAUCGAAAACUAUUAGAGAUUUUUAUUAAAAUUGGACAUGUAUCAUUCUUAUGGCAGGAACACCUUAAAACAAAAUUAUAGUAAAAUUUGUCCACUCCAUAAAAUUUUAUGGUGGUUUUGUUCCCUUAAACUCCCCCCACCAACCUUUUGUGUACUUUCCAAUUAAUUCAUUAUUGUGGUACCAAGUUAAACAAAACGUUUUUAAAACUUUUUUGCCUUUUAGUAUUUUUUCGAUAAGCCAGUUUUUAUCGAGAUGCGACUUCUUUUUUAAUAUAUUUACAUAAACAUUUUGUGUGGGUUUUGUUCCUUUAAACCCCCCAAAUGUUUGUGUACGUUUCAAUUAAACUAUUAUUGUGGUACCAUUAGUUACAGUAUUUUUAAAACUUUUUGCCUCUUAGUCUUUUUUUAGAUAAGUCACCUUGUAUCGAGAUGUGCCUUCUUUUUCAAAAUAUACCUAAAAAUGUAAGUUAUAAAUAAAUUGUCAGAUGAUUAACAAGUAUAUCAUAGGUACCUAACCAUAUACAAAUAUAUGGUGGAUUCGACAAAUAUUCAAAAUAUCUCGAUAAACACUGGCUUAUCAAAAAAGUACUAAGAGGCAAAAAGGGUUUAAAAACAUUGUGUUUAACUAAUGGUGCCACAAUAAUAAUUUAAUUGGAACGUACACAAAAUUUUGGGGGGGUUUAAGGGAACAAAACCCCGUUAAAAUUUUAUGGGGUGCACAAAUUUCACUUUAAUUUUUUUUAAGAUGUCCAUUUUCAAUAAAAAAUCUUUAAGAGUUUUCGAUAUAUGAAAAAAAUCGAUUUUCAUUUUGUAACUUCAAAGGGCUGUAACUUUUUUUGUGUGCAAUAUUGUAUUGUAAGUGAGGUUCAAUCAACCUAUUUUUGACCCCAGAAUCGAUGGUAUAAUUUAUGACCAAUCUUUUCGGGACACCCUGUAUAACCUUGGACUGCUACUAAGAUAGAACUGACAUAAAAAAAUUAACCGUUUAGCAAGGAAGUCAAAAACCGAAUUAUUGACGAACUGAUAUUGCCCAAAUCACAAACUUAUUCCAUCUCUCACUUCAAUAUUGCAGCAAAAUUCACCUAAUUAAAUAGUAUAAUUGUUUGCUGUCUAAACUAAAUAUUUAAAGAAAAUAAUUUAAUUUAGGGACACGCUCGACCAGAUAUUAAUAAUUUAAAAUCUUCUUGAAGGACUUUACCACACUUAGUAAAAUACAUACUUUCUUGGUAUUCACAGAACUGGGAGUAUUGUUUGUAAGUACAAUAAAGAAGUUGCCAAAAAUUAGUAAACAAUAACUGUUAGUGACGUAUAUUUAUAAGUAAAUCUAGAAUAUAUAGUUAUUAAACCAUUCACUGCCGAUCACGUGCCUGCGCGUGUUAUGGUUAUUUUAGUCAGGUGCCGUUCACGCGCCAGCGAGUGAUAUGGUUACACCAGUCAGGUGCCGUUCACUCGCCGGCGAGUGAUAUGGUUACUCCAGUCAGGUGCUGUUUAACAAAAUGACUCGUAGCCGAGUUCCAUCAUCUUUGAUAGGCAGCGAAUGUGUUAAAGUUGAUUAUAUCCCAAAUAUUACUUCUUUUCUCCGAUUCUGAACGUCAUGUUUUCACGAUCAUUCAUCGUUUCAGAUCUAUCUCUUACGUAUUUUUUUUAAUUAUUGAUUGGGAAAAAUAAUAAUGAUCAAUACGAUUGUUUUAUCAUCUUUUCAGUGUUAUGAGUCUUUGGAAAUUUCUAUAAAUGUUUCAAUAAAUCUUCGUCGUUUUGUUUGCUCCCAUUUUCUACUUGCUUGUAUUGAUGUAUAAGAGAAGAUGUGAGAUUUCAUAAAAUUUAUUAGAGUAACAUAACAGAAUUCCUUUUUUCAAAUAUUUAUACAUGAAACACGUACAUUUAAGUUUAAAAUAAAGCUUUAUAUUGAAAACGCCAUUUGAUGUUAAUAGUAGGGGAGGAAAGUAUGGUAAAUUUGCAGUUACUCGAGCGUUAUGGAGACCUAUUGGGUUGUGAAGAGUAGAUCCUAAAAUCAAAAAAAUUUAAGUUAAGUUUUCCAUAAAGUGGGGGACUUUCCAUUUUUUUAAUCUAAUUUUCCAUUUCCAACAAUCGUUUUUUCCGAUUAUAGGGCCAUCUACCCAUAAUUCGAAAAAAUGUUCAAAUUAAAAAAAAAAUCGAAUAAAAGUUACUUAUUUUUACAUAAGAAAUCCAAAUCUGCAAUAAAAAAUGGGGGCUCCUAUUUAAGAUUUUAAAGUAACCCCCACCUCACCUCCGUUGGGGGUCGUGUUUGGUGCCAUUCGAUAGAUUUUUCAAAAAUAUUGAAUACGUGCAUUUUUCAGUUUUUCGAUCCCAUGUUCAUUUCGCGAAAUAUCGCGGGGUUCGUAUUUAAAAUUUUAAAUUUACCCCCCACCCCUAUCCGUGGGGGGGGGGUCGUGUUUGGUAGCAUUUGAUAGAUAUUUUAAAAAUAUUAAAAACGUAUUUUUUAAAUUUUUCGAUCUGACGUUCAUCUCACUCUUUUCCUUACGGCCCCGCUCAAAUCGUCAGAUUUUUGAAACAUACACUUAUUUGCAUGUAGGUACUUACUUUUUUACUUUUUUUACUUUUUUUUCUGACCCCCUUAACGAACUCUCCUGUACUAAGAGCCAAUAUAUGGUAGGGAUACAUUUACAGGGUACAAGGUUUCUCCCCAAGUGAUAAAUAAUCUGACGCGCUCGAGUAACUGCAAAAAUCCCCGCUUGGGCUCCGCUACCAUAAGUAACUAUGCCAGCAAAAACUUCACUAAAAUUAUCGAGUGUUAGGGAUUUAAAAAGGUACGUUUUCACCAAAUUUCGUGAAAAACGUUUUUGUUUGUGUAGAGUGUAAAAGAUAAGAAUAAAAAACCAAAAACUCAGUUAAUUCAUUUUUUUGCAUAAUUUUGAGGUAAUGUAAAAAAAGUGCAAAGACAAAAGUUUUAGAUAUUUUUAUUACCUACAACUUUACUAUUAGACUUUUUCCAUUGAGUUUGUAGUUUUGCCAGAAAUCGUGAUAAAUUUUUAACUCCUAAAGACUCACCCCCUUCCACUUCCUGACCUCAGAUCACUCUUAAAUUGUUUUUCUUUUAAUUUUUGUUAUAUUUUCCUCAUUUUACAAUUGGUUCCAUCUUGUUAACUAUUAUUUUUGUUUCCACUUUUUACCAUUCUCAAAGGUUUCGGCCCUUGUUUUAACCAUUAAAAUCGGAAAUUAAUGACUACAUUAUACAAUAAAGUACAAAAUUUGUACAAACAAACAAUACUCCCUUUAUAAUAACUUGUAAAUUUUAAAUUAUUAUAAAUAUAAACCAUAUAGAAAAUUAGCAAAGCUAUAGAUCUAUAGAUUGUUAGGAUGUACAUUUCAAAAAAGUACUUGUAAAACCAUCUGUUAAAGUUUUCAAAGUUGAUCCAAUUUUUUGUACAGUUAAUUAUACAACGACACGUUAUACUGUAAAUUACGUUUUUUCAGUAAUUUCUUUGGUCUAUUAUCUCUUGCAAAGGAGAAAAAUCUUCUACUGGUGAAUAGAAAAGUCUUCUAUUGGUGGUAUCUUCUAUACCGUCCUGGUGAACCACCGAGUAGCAUCUGUUAGUGUAAUAUUAUAGUUUCUAGAUUUGGUUUUCGCCCUUUUCGUAGUAUGUAUCUCUUUCUCUUCCAGAAUUAGCGCAUGGAAAUGGAAUCACUGAGAAGAACAUUUUCCGAAUACCUCUAUCUAUCUUAGCGGCUCAUUUUUCUAUAUCAUAUAAGUACCUUCAUCAUACAAACGUGCAAACAUCAGAAUUGGCCGAAGAGUAAGGCAGUGCUACAUUUUGUCCCCACUAAUAUUUAACAUCUAUUCUGAGUUUGUUUUCAAUAAAGCAGUGGAUAAUGUUCAAUAUGGUAUCAAGAUGAAUGGUGCCAAUAUUAAUAAUUUGAGAUACGCGGAUGACGCGGUAUUAAUUGCAAACAAUUACGAAGAACUUCAACAUCUGAUUACCUAAUAAGAUUGCCACAACGUGUGAUGAAUAUGGACUCAAGCUAAACACCGCAAAGACAAAGGUGAUGGUUGUCAGUAAAACUCCAAUACAACCGGAAGUGGUAACAACUUAUGGUGAGCAACUAACAGUAUUACCAACCUUGGUUGUACCUAAUCUAAAUGAGAACUAGGAUAUGGGCAAAGAAAUUAGAAUACGUAUAGAGAAGGUCAGAGCUUCAUGCUUUAAGAUUAAGAAAGUGUUAUGUGGAAACAAUAUUACUUUAUGCCUGAACAUUAGAUUAGUGAGAUGAUAUUGUGUUCUCUACUCUUUUGUAUGGUGUGGAAGGUUGGACUGCAACGGAUAUUCUUCUUAAGAAUCUGUAAGCUCUGUAAGUUGGGUGAAUAGAGAUCGUAACUAAGUCGGAUGGGAAAAGUUUCAGAAGUGGUUAGAACAGUUGUAAAAAUAGGUACAAUAGUACAAGGCAAGAUAGACUGAACAAGCGGGCCAGGUCGAAUAAGAACGUCAUGGCUUAUAAACUUAAGAGAAUGGUCUAACGGAUUAAGCCUGGACCCCGCGUACCAAACAAUCGUUGAUUCAUAGCAAGCUGAAUAUUUGUUAAUAGCUUAACGGUGUCUAGUCGGACAAAAUUUGAUGUAUGGGAACACUGGAACAGAACAGGGGAAGCUUUAAUUGUGGAACGUGAUUUUAAUUGUGGACAGUGUCAUCCUGACAAGUUUAUGAUUGUGAAAACUAGCAGGUUGUUUUUAAGUUAAUUCAAUAACAAACUUUAUAUAAUAUAUGAAAAAAUGCUUGUCCUACAAAUAUGUUGGGCAUUUUAAGAAGGCCGACAAGUAAAACAUGUCAAAUGACAGGCAUUAUAUUAGUACUAAAUAGCAGUCUGAUUCUUGCAUGAGAGUUUAAUCAAAGCGUAACAAAUUAAUUGGACGUUCUGUCCGACAAAAUACAUGGAAUGUUUUCGUAGUCUGACUUUCGAAACCUGUUACCUGUUCCACAAUUAAAACUUCGCCUAUUCCAGUGUUCCCAUACAUUCAAGUUUGUCCGACUAGACACCGUUAAGCUAUUAACAAAUUUUCAGCUUGCUAUUAAUAAACUUUUUUUUUGGUAAGCGUGAUCCAGGCCUUGAUCCUCUGCAUCCCUUUUCCGAGCUGCCGUCAACAAAAUAAAUAUAGCUAAUUUGGUAGCCAACACUCGAUAAUCGACGAAGGCACAUCAAGGCACGUCAGUGUACUGACAAUGAUGUGCUACAGCAUGCCCAUUAGUAUAUCCAUUUCAAAUAUUUGUAUAUUUUCUUAUGGUGGUUAGCCUAUUGCGUUGUGAUUAUCUACAUAUUACUUAAUAAAAUUCCAUUUUCUAUUCUUAUGAGCUUUUAUACAAUAUUUAUUUAUCUAUAUAUAAUUUUGAACUGAAUACGCAAUAUAUAUUCAUAAUAGAUAUUUGCAAUAUAUAAUAUUUAAGUGACCUUGUCGUAUACUGUAUAUAAUAUAUCCUAUCUGGUUCGAAGAUAUAGCUUACAGUUUGAAAUGUACAUCUUUAUUGUUAGAAAAAUUUAUAUUUAGAUCUCCCAAGUUAUUUUUUCUUUAUAGUAUCCACUUACAACAAAGAUCUAUGAUAGAUUAUGUUAUAAUCAACGUUGCGACAUAUCUCUCUCCCACUAAAAAUACGGCUGCUAAAAUGCUAUGUAUUUACAGUCUUUUGCUGUAUAGCACAGAGGCCUGAACAAUAACGGAAACUUAAUGAGGAAGCUGGAGGCAUUCAAAAUGUGGGUGUGUCGACGCAUCCGCAAAAUAUCCUGGACGACCCACACUACCAACGUAGAGGUAAAAAAAAACGUUUUUACGUUUUUAUUUCGCCGGAAACUAGGACAAAUAAUCCUCGGACAAAUAAUCCCCGGACAAAUAAUCCCGGACAAAAAAUCCCCACAAAUUAUCCCUGGACAAAAAAUUCCAAAAAAAAAAUCCCGGACAAAUAAUCUCCACAAAUUUUUUGGACAAAAUAUUCCCAUAAAAAAUCCCGGACAAAAAAUCCCCAAGAAAUAUUUGCUGUCGAAUAGUUCUCUAAAAGUUUUUCUGAAAUUUUAACGAAUUCCAAUUCCAUGCUGAAAACUUUAAAUUAUACAUGACAAAAAAGUGUGAGUUUUUUCAAAAAUCGUGGAAAAUAUGGAGAAUGAGCUAAGGCCCCGUUUUCAUGACAGGUGCUUAACGCUCGAUUACAACUACAUACAUUUUACUUGAGACCGUUCACAUGCCAACGCGCGUCUUAAUGACCUAAAACGCGCGUUAGCAUGUGAACGGUCUUCAGUAAAAUGUAUGUAGUUGUAAUAGCGCGUUAUUAAAACUCGCGUUAAGCGCCUGUCAUGAAAACGGGGCCUUAGCUCAUUCCCCAUAUCUUCCACGAUUUUUGAAAAAACACACUCUUUUGUCAUGUAAAAUUUGAAGUUUUCAGCAUGGAAUUGGAAUUCGAAAUUUGUUAAAAUUUCGGGAAAAAUUUUUAGAGAACUAUUCGGCAGCAAAUAUUUCUUGGAAAUUUUUUGUCCGGGAUUUUUUGUGGGGAUAUUUUGUCCAAAAAAAUUGUGGGGAUUAUUUGUCCGGGCUUUUUUGUAGGGAUUUUUGUCCGGGGAUUAUUUGUACGGGGAUUUUUUUUCCGCGGAUUUUUUGUCCAGGGAUAAUUUGUGGGGAUUUUUUGUCCGGGAUUAUUUGUCCAGGAAUUAUUUGUCCGGACGCCGUAAAUAAGAGAGCAAACGCAGACCCGGACGAAGACACUCAUGGCUUCAAAACUUACGCCAAUGGUUUGGACUAACUUUGAUCGAGUAAUUCAGAAACGCCAUAAACAAAAUUAAAAUUGCUAUGAUGAUAGCCAACGUCAGCAACGGACUAGAUGCGUACCUAGUAACAAUAAUCGUCCUAAGAUUCCUGAACUCAGCAGAUGUAGGUAGCGACCGCAUAGCCUCAAAUAAUAAGAAUCAUUAUGAAAUACUUCACAUCUAAGAGAGCGGCAUCAACAUAACAAAAAUCGAAGUAGAAAGACUCAAUACGAAAUCUACGGAAUAAUUUUACAGAAAUAGAAUAUCAGAGAAGUUUGCUGAGAAUGAAAUAUUAGAAAACGAUAACAUCGAGGAAAGCUGGGAAAAAAUAAAAAGUAACAUAAACUCCUGGACAAAAUUAACGCAUCACUUAUAUUUUUCUCAAUAAUCUUUAUUUAUUGAUAAUAUACUGUACGACAAGUUGCCUAUGGACCUUGUUUGACAGUGACAGUUGUUAUGUAAGCUAAUAAUAGUCUUGCUUUAACAAUAAUUUGUAUUAAACUUCGUUUUAGACUAAAAGUGAGUUAAACUUUUCAUAAAAAGUGCCGAUUAAAGCAAAGUGCUUGUGAGAAACAAGCUUUUUAUUGUGAUAUUUUUCAUCACAUGCAUGUUUGGAAGUUCAUUUGCAUAAAAAGCAAAUAAAAAAAUGAACCGCCAAAGAAAUUUGUCAAUGGAGGAGGCAGUGCGAGCAUCGACUCUCCUAGAUGAAGGAUAUUUAAUGCGAUACGUUGCAGGUUUGUUAGGAAGACAUCAUUCCAGCAUCAGUCGCAAGGUGAGGCGAUAUAUAAUGAAACAGGGUCAUACCAUCGAAGACCAGGACAAGGGCGAAAACGUUGCACUAAUCAAAUUGAUGAUAGUUUUUUUUGAGACAACGUGCUCUCAGAGAUAGGACAGUCACCAGCUAAAAAAUGAACUAGCAGAUGUUCGAAAUGUAGCGACAUCGUCUCGAACAGUUAGAAGACGUUUACAUGAAGAAGAAUUGAGCAACAGGAAACCGGCCAAAAAAACCCUUGCUUACCAGAGAACACAGGGUUCAGAGAUUGAAUUUUGCAAGAUUGCAUCAAAAUUGAACCAUCGAUGAUUGGAAACGAGUUCUUUUCUCCGAUGACGCUAGAGCAAGCCUAAAAGCUCCAGAUGGUCGUGAGCGUGUCUGGCGAAGGCGAGGAAAAUGGUUUGCCAGCUGCAUUAUCUCUCCUAAAGUACCUUUUGGUCGUGGCUCGUGGCAAAAUGUUUCGGGGGGGGGGGGGGGGGGAUUGUUUUGAAGCUCGUACGGAGUUGGUCCCCAUACGUACGAGGUCUAUGAAUGCCCAUUAUUACUUACACGACAUUAUUGCCGAACAUGUAAUGCCUUUUGCUCCGUUUCUUGGACCUAAUUUUUUUAUUCAUGCAAGACAACGCUCGUCCUCAUGUGACUCGACAAGUUAUUGGCUACCUAAAUGAUGUUGAUAUUCCAUUAUUAGAGUGGCCCCCUAAUACUCCGGACAUGAAUCCUAUAGAGCAUUCAUGGGACUAUCUCAAAAAAAAGAUUCGAAGUCGUAGACCCCCUAUUGCCAAUCACAACCAACUCAUUGAGGCCGUUAUUGAAGAAUGGGAGAAUAUUCCGCAACUUUUGUUGAACAUUUGAUAUCAAGCAUGCAUCGACGCAUAAAUGCAGUCAUAAAAAGUAGAGGAGGGCCUAAACGGUAUUAGUGUUGACCCAGAUGCAUUUUAUUGUGUUACUUUACUGAUUUUUUUUCUUUUUGCAAUUUGGAAUUAUGCUAGAUUAUUUACGCAUUUCCGGCAAAACCAAAUUUUUAAAGAAACAAUAAGGCAAAUUAAGGUCAUGAUAAAGUCAUGUUGAACUUAUUUGUAGAUGUUUAUUAUUAUUUCAAUGUAACUUAGUUUUAUUUCGUGUUCAUAUUGUAAAUAUUUAGAUUAACUAAAGUGGUGCGUUAAUUUUGUCCAGAAGUUUAAUUAACGCAGCAAUAGGAUCACUUGGAGAGAGAAAAGAAACGAACACUAACAUAUAAAAGAGAAAUCCUUAUGGUUUAUAUGGGAAUUAAAAAUGUGAAGAAAAGAAGAAAGCCUCUUUACAAUACAGAAAAAAACAAACACAACAGGCAUACAAACACUAUAAACGAAUCAGAAAUGAGACUACUACUUUAGUCAGACAAAUAAAAAGAGAAUACUGGCAGAGCGUAUCAAAACAGAUGGAAUACGACUUCUACUGAACACAACAAUAACUAAGAAAGAUCUAAGUAAAAUAAGAAUACCAUGAGCCUAAGGAGAGAAUAACUUUAAAAAUGAAGAUCUUAGAAAUAUGCACACAGUAAUAAAAUAUAGAACUGAUGAAGAGCAACAUUAAAACAAAUGAAGAAAAGCACUGAAACUGAUAAUUAUAUUUGGAAUUGACGGAAGAACUAUAGAAAAGAUUCCUUCCAAUAGAAGGACGAAUGGAAUAGAUAAGAAACCGUGAUAUUUAUUCGUAGUUAAAAUGUCAUGUAGAAACAAAAUAUUCUCGUAAAAUGUUUGAGCAUUUGAGGUUGUCGCUUAAUUUUUUUAAAGGUUAAGUUAUUCUAAAGAAAAAAUAAUUUUGGAUCUUGUAUGUUAGCAAAACUCUUUGAAAUGUGAUAUUGUAAUACUAGAAGAGAUAUCAUUAAUGUAUAAAUGUUUCAUGUAAAAGCCAAAUAUUAGAUAAUUUAGAAUCAAAACUACUUAUAUUAUCUUUACUACAUGUCUCAUUACUAGAUAUUUUGUUUUUUAUGUCUCAUUUUUUCAUUGUUUUGAUAGGUUGGAAGUACCAAGUUAUUUGUUCAAAAUAAAAUAUAAUUGUGAAUGUCACCAAACCUUCACAAUGCUGUAGCUUUGAUGUGUAGCAUAAAUAGAUCAGCAUCAUGACCUGACCUUAUAGAUAUAAUUAUGUACCUAUUGUACACUGAGUUUCCCAUUGAGAACCAAUUAUUCAAAUCUUUCGGCGUAUUGUUAGAUUAUAACUGAAAUAAAUUAUUUCUUCUAUGA